Odontomachus brunneus is the source of this 5340-nucleotide messenger RNA. Its product is annotated as protein ALP1-like. Bases 2800 to 3543 code for a protein of 247 amino acids. The record is from RefSeq and is a predicted model, not a curated record. Lineage: Eukaryota; Metazoa; Arthropoda; Insecta; Hymenoptera; Formicidae. The transcript is spliced from 3 exons.
UAUGUAACAUGUUUAUCACAGAACAUAAAUAUUUACGAGUUUAUCACAAUAAACAAGGUGAAUUAAUUAUUAAAAUAUAAUUGUGAGGGAACGAAACGAGAGCGUUCGGUUCGAUCACGUUGCGAUUCAUUGACGUUGGACACAACGAAUGGCCAAUGCUCGUCAGUACUAAUAUUAUUUUAAUUAGCUAAUCAAGAGUUGUAACCAGUCGUAGCAUAGCCAAAUGGGUUUCACACUCAAAGAAAUCAUAAGAAACUUAACUUAAAUUAUUUUACAGAAAAUCAGUCGCAGAAUAUAUUUUUAACAUUUGCAGAAUGUCAAUCGCAAUAUUAAUGAACGUAGAUAUAUUAAAAAAAAGAAACAGGAUCAUAGGAAACAUACUUGUAAAAUUUUAUAAAAUGUCAAAUUGUAAUAUUAAUGAACGUACAUGUUUAAAAAAACAGAACUAUACGAAACAUAUGUCAAACAUUCUGCAGAAUGUUAUAAUGGAAUCUUUUGAGCCACAUAAAAAUAUGAGAAUAUAAUGAAUAUUGUGAAUCUUUUGAAAACUAAGUUAAAUGUUAUUUUUAUUAUUUCUUCCAAACAUUAAAAAAAGAAUUUAGAAAAUUUUGGCAAUGGCGUGGCAGAGUCCGCUCCGGUAUUGUCAGAAGAUAGGCCAGUGAGUGUUGGGACUAAAAAUACAUAUAACAUUUUACAAGAAUGAUAAGUAUAAUACUUAUAUUCUUAUUUUUAUAUUUUAGCCAAUUUGAAAUCAGCCAGAAAAAGUGUAGCAAAUGCUAAUUACCAGACAACGAAUGAAGGAUUAUUUGGACGAAGUAAGAGACAGCUAAUUACAUGUUCCCGAUACAGCAGUGAUGCGGAAGGAUACUAUAUGCUAAACGAUAUAUUUGAGAUCUCUCGCAACCUAAAAAAAAUUCCACCGAUGCGGACUCUGCCACCCAAGGACGACAGUCUCAGCACCCACAUCGGUGUAACCAGUGCGGACUCUGCCCCCAAAAGGAACAGUCCCAGCACCCACUAGCUUAUUUUCAGAAAAUUCCACCGAUACGGAUUCUGCCAUCCCAGGAUAACAGUCCAAACACCCACCGGGUAGUUAGUGCGGACUCUGCUGCCAAAAGGAAAUAGUUCCAACACCCAAUAACUUAUCUUCUGGAAAUAUCAUUGGAGAGGAUUCUGCCACUAUACAAUAUUCAUGCCAUAUAUAUUAUUAACAAUACUAUAAAUUAAUAUAAGUGACAAUAAUUAUAAUUAAUAUUUCAAAACUUCUCCGGUUUGUUUAAAAUCCAGAAGAAGGAAUUCAAAGGAUAACAUUCAAUUUAAUUUUCAAAAGAUAUUCAAAUAUAAGCAAAUGUUCCACGCACGACAUAUACAUGUUAUUCUUGAAAUGAAAUUCGGAAUAAUUUUCGAUUUAUAUGUAAUAACAUACAGACUUAAUAUUAAUAAAUCUAAAUUACAUAUAUAUUUGUAAAAUAUAUAUGUUACUCAAAUCUUUGGUUUGAAAUAAGUGAUAUUUACGAUAUAUCACUAAUAUAAAUAUUACUAUAAACAUGUGUUUGUAAUAGAAAUGUAACGAAUAUUCGGUAUUCGAUAUGAUGUUAGCUUGUAGCUAACAUUAUUAUAAAUACAUACUAUUGUAUAUAUACACAUACAUAUAUAAUAUAUGUGUGUACAAUGUUAUACAUGCCAUUGAAUGAGUGUGCUUGUAAUAUUAAAGGGUCAUCUACAAUGGCUGUAAGCAUAUGGCUGUAAGGUUGCAAAGUUAACUUUGGUCACAGAAUUAAAAUUUUCUUAAAACAGUGUUGUCUACAAUGGUUGAAAGAUGUAAGGCGGAUCAAGAAAAAAGAAGAACUCAGUACGUUGACAGAUUUAUUCAGAAUUUAUUAUUUUAUUUGUUUAUUACAGUUUUUAGUUAUUCCUUAUAUUUCUAUAUAUUUUUGUAGGAGAAGGAAUUUUGACCGGUAUCGAUUCCAAAGGAAUGUUAAACUUUUCAACUGACGUCGUCUGUGUUUAUCAAAGCUUGUUUUUUAUUCUAAUCAAAUUAAUAACAAAUGGAUUUAAAGAAAUUAGGACUUAUAACCGUUUUUAUGUUGUUGAGACAACAAAGUAUUCUCCUUCAGCUUAUAGAAAAUAAAAAAAUCAAAACCAGACGUUGGUGGGUCAAGCCGAUCAAUAAAAAAAAAGAAAAACAGGGAUUUGUGUGUAAUCUAUUUCGUGAAAUGACAAUGACAGAUCACGAAAAAUUUUUUGCUUACACUCGAUUUUGGCCGAAACAAUAUCAACUUCUACUAAAGCUCCCUUAUAGAAAUAUCAUACUAAGAAUCAUUGAUAAUUACUUAUUAUCCAGUAUUUUUAAUACUGGAAAUAAGUAAUUAUCAAUGAUUCUUAGUAUGAUAUUUCUAUAAGGGCUAGUAACUCCAUAUUUAAGAAAACGUAGCAUUCGUAAACCUUUGUCACCUAAUACACAAUUAGCCAUUACCUUAACGUAAGUAGCUAUCAUUCUUUCUCUUUACAAUAAUUGAUAAUAAUUUUAACUAAAUUAACAUUCUGUUUAAUUGCUUCUUUCCUAUUUUUUUUCUAGGUAUCUUGUAUCUGCGAUACUGUGCGCAGUAAACAUUUGGAAUUCCGUUGUGGAAAAUCAACAGUGCACAAAUUACACCAGAAGUUUGCAACGCCAUAUGGCUUGCUCUUCAACCGAUUGUUUUACCCACAUUAAAUAGUGAAGAUUGGAAGAAAAUAAGCAAAAACUAUUUUCUCAAAUGGCAAUUCCCAAAUUGCAUUGGGGCACUUGAUGGUCGCCAUAUGGAAAUACAAGCACCACCAUAUUCAGGAUCUGAAUUCUGUAAUUAUAAAGAAUAUUUUAGCAUCGUUCUCAUGGCGAUGUGUGAUGCUAAUUACAAGUUUACGUGGGUUGAUAUUGGCCAAUAUGGUUCAAUAAGUGAUGGUAGUAUAUGGAGUACGACAGAUUUGGCAGUUGAUUUGGAAAAUGGUACAGCAAACUUACCAGAACCUAUACCUUUACCAAACAGAGAUGUUCCGUUCUCUUAUGUUGCUAUGGUUGAUGAAGCAUUUCCCCUGAAACCAUAUCUGAUGCGUCCUUUCCCAAGAAGAGUAGGCAAGAUGACAGACGAAGAGCGAAUAUUUAAUUAUCGAUUAGGGCGAGCAAGAUUAUGUAUAGAGAAUGCGUUUGGAAUUCUUAGCUCUCAAUGGAGAAUCCUACAUAGAAAAAUGUGCUCAGUACAAAAUGCAGAAAGGAUUUGUAAAGCACUUAUUUGUUUACACAAUUUUGCAAUGAACAGUAAUGAUAGCAAAUAUUAUCAUCUUGACUGGUGUGAUAUGGAGACUGAUGAAGGAAUAAUAAUAGAAGGUCGAUGGCGUACUAUAGGAGCUGAUCAAUACUUUAAAGAACUGUCGCGAGUAGGAGCUAACAGAGCUGGUGCUAUUUCUUUAGGUUUAAGAAAUUAUUUAAGAGAUUAUUUUAUAAAAUUAUUUAAGAAGUUAUUUAAGAAAUUAUUUAAGAGAUUAUUUUAUAUCACCUACUGGUAAUGCUCAAGCACCUUGGCAAUUUCAAAAAGCACUAAGGGGAUAUAAUAUAAAUACCUGGUUAGACAUUUACAAUAGUCCUCACAAUUACUAUUCAAUUUUGUAAUUGUGAAGAUUAUAGUGUAUAUAAUUACGUAUCAUAAGUGUACAAUUUGUCAAAUAUAAAAUAAAAUAUAUAAAAAUAAAAUAAGUUUCUUUGUUAUCAAUAUUAAUUAAAGCAAUAGAUCAAUAUAACAUAUUGAAAUAUUAUAUUUUAUUAUUAAAAAAUUUUCUUCUCACAAAUUAUAUAAAGCAACUUUUUAUGAAUAUUAAAUAUAAAACAUAAAUUAACACUUUUUAGGAACACAUGUGCGAGUUGCGUUAUAUUACUAAAACUUUGGUAAAGUCAUAAUGCACUACACAUAAAUUGCACUCUCAUUUUGGCCAGAGUACCAACUAGCAAACAAAAACACUUAACAUUUAGAUUUAUAAUACACAAAAAUACUCAAUUUUUGUAAUUAAUGUGUUGUCUCACUAACUACAUAAUAUCAAUUAGGCAAUCUAAUUGUUUAGGUUCAGGUACUUUCUGCAAAGCAAAACCUAUAGAACUUAACAUAGCUUUUAUAUCCUGAGAAAAUGAACUUAGAAAUUCUGUAGCAUGAGGUGUAACAGAAGCAGGUUCUGAAGGGGUGUAUAUCAGUUGGAUAGGGUGUAUAUCAGUUGGACACGGGGCAAUUGGACACAGUCCAAUCACAAGUCGCUGUUCCAAGGGACCCUACAAAUGUCUCUAAUCACACGGUGCUGUGAUUGGCUGUGUCCAAAUGCACCGUGUCCAAGUGCACCGCUCCCGCUUCUGAAGUACAUGUUAACAAUGCAUCCCCUACUUUUUGUGCUAUAUAUUCAAAUGGUUUGAUUUCUGAAGUAUCGCUUUAUUAAAGAUAUCUACUUUUCGUUUCUUGCUUUAAGCAAAUAAAUCUGGUUCUGGAACACUCUUUUUACAAGCACUUGUUAUUACUUGUUCUACUUUUUUUGCAGAUGAUGUAUUUCUUUGCUUAUUUUCUGGAACUGUUAUAAUAUUUGUAGAUAAAGGCAAUGGAUUUUCAGCAUAUGCAUAUGUCUCAAUGCUUACUGACAUCAUCUAAAAUACCAAUAAUAAGACAUUAGAACAUUAAACCUGUCUUUUAUAUUAAUAAAUUUUGUAUUAUAAUAAAGACAAUAGUUAAAAAUAAGAAGUAAGUUUUCAAAAACAAACCUUCAGUAAAAACUGUCAGAUUUUCGUUAUACACACUUAGUGUAGAUAAAGAGCAACUUGAUAUAGAAGUUGAAGGACUGUGCAUCGCAGAAUUAUAUAACACAGUUUCAGGUACUGUUGUUGUUGGGAGUUUUUUUUUAUAAUUAGUUGUAGUACUAAACAAAAGAAUGAAAUAAUCAAUAUAUGCUUCAGUACAAUUUAAAAUCAGAACAAAGUAAUUAGCACUUACCUUCGAUGUUUUAUUACAUCAACUAGAAACAUCAAAUCGUUAUAAAGACCCCAUGUAGGAGUAUAUGUUAAAUGGUUGGCUUCAACACCAGAUCGUCCUUGAGAUUGAAUAAUUUUCUUUCUUUCUUUUGCAAACCGCUGUCAUAGUUGGAGAAAUCUAUGCUCAGGACCUAUACAAAUAUGACCUCACUUUUCACAUGAAUAAACCUUUAUUAAUUUAAUAUUUAGAAAAUUUCUGUUCAUUCAAGGUUUUAUAUAAAUAAAUUACAAAUACCUGUCUUUUUUUUUGAUAAACCUGCGUCGGUAGUUGUCCAAGAUGGAAGUGGUGCACUUGGACACGG